Messenger RNA from Dicrocoelium dendriticum, 1322 nucleotides. Lineage: Eukaryota; Metazoa; Platyhelminthes; Trematoda; Plagiorchiida; Dicrocoeliidae. The record is from the annotation of a GenBank genome assembly.
AGACCCUCGGUCUAUUACGACAUUCGAAACCAUCUACCGGACCCAUAAUACAGAUGGAAUUUCACUUGCUGAAGCAAGAUCUUGAAAGUUCCGAGCAACCUAGAGGAUCAGAAACCAUUGUAAUUAAGAACGAAGAGUUUGCGCUAGCGAGUGACGGAUUUGAUAACAAUGGUUGGUCGAGUCCACAGGUGAAAGAACCUUUGAGCCCCUGCAUUCUGAGACCGAAGCCUGAGUCUACAGAAACGCAAUCGUCAACGGCAUCUCCUGAUACGCCUUUGUAUCCUUUGGAGAAGGAUGCACUGAAUUCCGAGGCACAAUGCACUUCCGAACAGUCAUUGGAAACUGAAGAGGAUGCCUCUGUGAACCAAUUAGGAGCACCUUGCGGACUGGAAAAUGAUGUGGGGACAACACCAGAUGUUUUCCAACAAGUUCAGCAAGUACACAUAUGUAGCUUUUGUUACACUACCUUUUCGCGAUCAGAUGCUCUAGGAAGACAUCUCCGUGCUGUUCAUUCGAAUCAAAUUAUCCACACCUGUGAGUACUGCCAGAAAAAUUUCGCCCAUAGGGCUCAUCUCCAGAUUCACGUAGACUCUGUCCACCUGAAAAAGCGAGAUCACAAGUGCGAGUUAUGUGAAAAAACGUUUUCCUUAAAGACUUGUCUCCGGACGCACAUAAAACUUGUUCAUUUAAAAGAGAAACCCCACAGCUGCAGUCAUUGUGACAGGCGCUUCUUUGACAGGACUACAUUGAAGAGGCACAUCGAUAUAACACAUUUCAAGCAACGCCCCCAUAAAUGCGAUCGCUGUAAUCAAUCGUUUACUGCUCUGAACACUUUGAAAAAGCACAUCCAGAGUGUGCAUUUGAAAGAGAAGCCUUACAGCUGUGUUCACUGUGACAAACGCUUCGCUUGGCAGAGUUGUCUACGAAUCCACAUUGACGCAGUACAUCUGAAGCAACGCCCCCACAAAUGCGAUCGUUGUAAUCAAUCGUUUACUGUGCUGAACGCUUUGAAAAUUCACAUCCAGAGUGUACAUUUGAAAGAACGUCCCCACACAUGUGAGCAGUGUGGUAAGUCGUUCGGUCGACUCUCCUAUUUGCGAAUGCAUCACAAAGGCGUUCACUUGGCGCAACGCCCAUAUACGUGCGAACAGUGCGGUCGAUCAUUUUACGGGAAGUGCAAUGUGCAGAGACACAUUAAAUCUGUUCAUUCCAAAGAACGUCCCCACACAUGUGAGCGGUGUGGUAAAUCGUUCGGUCGGCUCUCCUAUUUGCGAAUUCAUCUCAAAAACCUUCACUUUGAGAAAUCGACAGACGGAGACUAA